AUGGCCACUCAAGCUUCUAUUGUGACAUCAAAUACAAGCCUUUCCAACCAAACCUGCAAUGUGUUCACAUACAAAGAAGCAGCCCAGAUCCUCUUUCCCAUUUUUUAUGCUGUUGUUCUUAUAGUCAGUGUCUCAGGCAACAGCCUGGUCCUGUACAUCACCUUCCAGAAAAAGAAAAAGUUCAACUCCACCACACUGUACCUGAUCAAUCUGGCAAUCUCAGACACCCUCUUCACUCUGGCUCUUCCUGGUAGGAUCGCCUACUACAUCCGUGGCUUUGACUGGCCUUUCGGAGAUCUUCUUUGCAGACUGACCACAGUCAUCUUCUAUUCGAACACUUAUGCCAGCAUCGCGUUCAUGACCUGCAUUAGUGUUGACCGCUACCUUGCCAUGGUGCACCCACACAGGUGCUUGAAGCUCAGAAGCAUAAAGGUUGUGCGAGGCAUCUGUAUCCUGGUCUGGGCGAUUAUAUUUCUGGAGAUAUCCCCUCUUCUCUUCAAGAGCACAAUAAAGAAAUGGCAAGGCCAACAAACAUGCAUGGAAUAUUCCAACCUGAACGAAUCAUCAACGACACCUUAUGUGCUUUUGUUUGGUUGUGUUAUUGGGUUCUGUGUGCCCCUGGGACUUAUUCUGGGCUGCUACAGUCAUAUCAGCUUAAAACUUUCCAAAAUGGCCAAGGAGAACCCAAUGACCAGCAGGUCUGGUAAAAGUACCAGGGCAAAGAACAUGAUCCUGCUGAUUCUUAUAAGCUUCUUGCUGUGCUUUAGCCCUUAUCACAUCAACAUCAUGCAGUCCAUGGUGCGCAGGCUUUACUACAAGCCAUCGUGUGAGGAAGAGAAGGCUUUCAAGAUGUCUCUUCAGGUCACAGUAUCCAUGAUGAACUUUAACUGCUGCUUGGAUCCGGUCAUAUACUUCUUUGCCGUUAAGACGUACAAGCAGAGGGUGAUGAGCAUCUUCAAGGGUUACAUGCCUGCAUUACUUUCCUCUAAGGGCAUGACUGAGAACAGCACCAGCAACACUUGA
Messenger RNA from Trichomycterus rosablanca, 1023 nucleotides. RefSeq lists its product as uncharacterized. Gene Ontology annotation, molecular function: oxysterol binding; G protein-coupled receptor activity. NCBI's taxonomy places the organism in Eukaryota, Metazoa, Chordata, Actinopteri, Siluriformes, Trichomycteridae. Gene Ontology annotation, biological process: G protein-coupled receptor signaling pathway. The transcript has a single exon. Bases 1 to 1023 code for a protein of 340 amino acids. Gene Ontology annotation, cellular component: membrane. The record is from RefSeq and is a predicted model, not a curated record.